Protopolystoma xenopodis is the source of this 465-nucleotide messenger RNA. Lineage: Eukaryota; Metazoa; Platyhelminthes; Monogenea; Polystomatidea; Polystomatidae. The record is from the annotation of a GenBank genome assembly.
AUGAACAUCGCAAGUAAUCCUAAGGAAACCCUUUUCUGUUUUUAUAGCUGUUUUGUUUACUACCAUCUUUUAUUUCAUAAACUUCUUGCUAUACCCAUACUCUUCCAUUCUCUUUCAUCUCCGUGCCCUUUGCGAUCACUUUUCUCUCAAUCUCAUGCUUCUCAACUUUGGCUUGGCAUAACCUCUGCUAUCGUCGUACAACAGACAAUUGAGCAUCUUGCCACUCGUGUAGAACAUCUACUAGAAGGCAUAAAAACCAAUCAAAAGACAACAGCUGGGUCGCGGCCGCCCCCUGAACUUAUCCUACGGGCGGAACAGGCAUUGACUGAGGCCAACGUUGUUGUCAAUGGCCAGCUAGCCAGCCAGCUAUCUGGACUUUCCUACGUCAACCGGUCACAAAGUGGCCCUUUGCCGGAGGCUUCUUCCUCAUUGGCUCACCAAAUGCAGGUGAAAGAGCAUCACUAG